This is a messenger RNA of Pelobates cultripes (western spadefoot toad), 32955 nucleotides long. Lineage: Eukaryota; Metazoa; Chordata; Amphibia; Anura; Pelobatidae. The record is from the annotation of a GenBank genome assembly.
AUGGAGGCUGCAGAGGAAGAGCUGUCUGACGGAAUACAGGUUCUCCUAUCCACAGAGGGCAGAGAUGUGGCCCCUCACUGUCCCCAUGGUGAGAACUGGUUACCCCAAAACUGAACAUGCUACCCUUCACUGCAUCAAAAAUAAACAAAUACAGGGAAUGGGGUCUGAUAGGUCAUCAAAUGUGAAAACUAAUAAACACACAAACUAGUGAAAGUUUUUUUUUUGUUUUUUUUUUUAAUUAAAACAGCCUAAUAGGGAGAACAAGUAUUUCCAGGAGGUAAACUUAAUUAACUGUACAAAUCCCAAACAGAUUAGUCUCAUCUACCUCCUAACCUGUCAGUGGGGUUGAAGUGUAAGGAUUAUAAUGAUAUAAGAAACAACCUUAAUAGGCUUUCAUUGUGUGCUUCACAGGGCGCACUUCACUUUCUGAUUGUAAGCUCAUGGGCUAACUAAGCACAUUGUAUAAAAAUAGCUUCAAAGGCUAGAUCUCAGUUUAAGGGCACUACCCUCUUUGCCUCUUGUAUUUCUCUGUGUAUAUUGUACUUUCUCCCUUAAUUGUACAGCGCUGCGGAAUAUGUUGGCACUUUAUAAAUGCCAGUGCUAAAUAAAUAAAUGUGGUACACGCUCGCCAUGAUGCUUGGUUUGUCUCACGAUAUCAUGUAGCGGUUAACAGACAAAUGUUGGCUUUCAAUGGCAUCAGCUCAGUACUUCUCUAUAAAGUAGGCACUGUAAUCUGGAACUAUCAUGUAGGUAUAGCUUCUAUAUAUCAGUGAUUUGGAAGAGACCAUAAUAUUCUGAGGGACUCCUUUUUGUUUUGCCUUUUCUUUGUCCAUAAUAUCAUGCUAUACUGUAAUGACACUGUCUGUGUUUGUAGCAGCGGUAGAAAGAGGAUUCAGGCACUCCAAGUAGCUUCAAUUAAAUUUAUUAGCACAAGUGAGACACUGUCUGUGUUUGGUCAUUUCUAAUUAUUCUUUGUGAACACUGUUCAUUGUAGGUCCAAGCACUUCCAUAAUGCUACCUGAACACCUGUAUCAGAUCACAGUGUAAAAUGUAUAAAUCCAUGAGAUUCUCUCUCUGAUAAAAAUGGGUCUGGUAGAUUGAAUGGAUGACUAAGGGUAAACUAUAGCCUUGAAGUUCUUUUAAAUCUGUUUACAUAUCUGUAUGAUUUUGAUUAUGGCAUUUUUUUUAUUUAUAUUUUUACGAGAUGAGGAAAGUAAGCCAGGUUAAUGAAAUCUUAAUGAUGAGUGUUUUGUCUUGUUGUUACAGGACCAACCCUGCUGUUUGUAAAGGUUUCUCGGGGCAAAGAAGAUGGCAGAAAGUUCUAUGCAUGUUCAGCUUGUAGGGACCGGAAAGACUGCAGAUUUUUCCAGUGGGAAGAUGAAACGGUACGCAUGUUUAAUAGAUGCUGCAUUAACUAAUAUUUUCAGAAUACAAAAUGGAGACCCAAACUUUUGUUUUAUGCAACAUUUAUUUAUUUAACCUAUUUCUGUACAUCACCAAGACAGAGAAUUGUAAAAACGUAUGACAAGGUGUCAGAAACGGAUCAUGAAAGUACGAUCUUGGUAUCAUAGCUCUAACAUUGCCAGCAUUUAAAUAUGUAGAGGGAAUUAGAAUUUUACACUUAAAGGGACUCUCCAGUGCCAGGAAAACAAAUCCGGCAGGCCCCUGCAGUGCCCCCUCCCCGCCACCACCCAUCCCAUGUUGCUGAAGGGGUUAAAACCCCUUCAGUGAUUUACCUUAAUCCAGCGCCAAUGUCCCUCGGGACUGUCAGGCUCCGCCCACGCUCCUCCCGUCAGAGGGGGAGACCUAAUGCGCAUGUGCGGCAUUAUUAUGCCCCAUUAUUCAAUGCUUUCCUAUGGGGAAUCCUGCAACGCUGGAGGUACUCAUGCAUAGUGUGAGGACGUCCAGCGUCGUUUAAAACACUUUUCGUGUUCUAAGAACCUGGAAGUCCCUCAAGUGGCUGUCUGAUAGUUUAAAAAAACUGCAAUAAUUACUCUUGCAGGAUUAAAGGUGAUGGAAGUUGUCUCCCAGACCACUCCAAUGGGCAGAAGUGGUCUGGGUGCCUGGAGUGUCCCUUGAAGCUUCACUGGAUACAAAAAAACACAUUAGUUUAAAUGGAAAUUGUCUCACACGAUCUCUCUCCUGGUAAAGGGAUUCAAGGUACUUUUGUUAGAUGAUGUUAUUUGGGAUUAACCAUUUAUAGUAUUGAAAAUACUGUAGGAGAGCCUUGACUUGCUGCUUUUAUACAUUGACUUGCCACUUUUUUGUAUUUACUGGUUUAAAUGGAAAUUGUCUCACAGGAUUUCUCUUCUUCAGGUAAAGGGGUUGAGAAUACAUUUGGUAGAUGAUGUUACUUGUGAUUAACCAUUUGUAGUAUUUAAUGUUGCGUAGGCUUUUUUUUUUUUAGACCUAAAUACAAUCUCUCCAAUCUUUCAUUACUGGACCCUGCUUAUUUAUUUCUCUCUGAUGCAGCUCAGUAUAUUUGAGUAUUUAUUUUACUCAGUUGGUUUGUAACCUUUGAUGUCAUCACUCGUUUGUUACACCUUUGUUUUUUUUCUUUCUUACAAACAGGGUGAUUCACUAGUGAGAAUUCACUGUCAAUUUAAAAUUUAAAGCCAAAAUAGCUGAACUGGAUUAAAGGACCACUAUAGUCACCCAGACCACUUCAGCUCAAUGAAGUGGACUGGGUGCCAGGUCCCCCAGGUUUUAACCCUGCAGCUGUAAUCAGAGCAAUUUUAGAGAAACUGCUAUGUUUACAUUGCAGGAUUAAUCCAGCCUCUAGUGGCUGUCUUCCUGACAGCCGCUAGAGGCGCUUCCCCAACGCUCAAUGCGAAAAUCGCAUUGAGCACGCAGAACGUCCUCAGGAAAGCAUUGAGAAAUGCUUUCCUUUGGGCGGUUUUUAAUGCGCGCGCGGCUCUGGCCACGAAUGCACAUUCGGCUCCACUCGAAAGCUGACGUCGGAGGGGGAGGAGAGGUCACCAGCGCUGAGGGAGCCCGGCGGGAGGGGGGCCCUGAGGGUGGGGGGGAACUAAGGAUUAUAUAGUGUCAGGAAAACUAGUUUGUUUUCUUGACACUAUAGUCAUCCUUUAAUUCUCAAAUUAAGAUAUGCUUGCAGCUUGGCUAUUUUAGGUCUAAGAUGAGAAAUACCCCUUCAAUUCACUUUGAAUUCUCAACAGUUCACACUUUAGUAAAUAAGCCUAAAAUACUUUUAUAAUCUCAUCGGACAUGCCAGUUAUCCAAAUAUUUACUUUUAUUUGAUAGUUGGUAAUCCUUACCUUACUCGCCCCAAUUUUUUGUUUUGAUUUAUUUUUUUCAUUAAUAUUUUUAUAAUGAAUAUUUGAUUGCAGAUUUCACAAGCUAGGCUUCUAGCACGAGAAGAAUACAACCAAAGCAGAAAGCCUUCCUUGACCCAUGAACAGUAUAUGUUAAGGUAUCUCUAUCUGUUCUGCAGUUGGAUAAAUUGCAUUAACAAAGAAUGAUUUCACGUUUUAAGAAUAAUUUUGUUUUGUUUAUUAAACACUUUUAAGUUUGUCUUUACAGCAAAUCAAAAUUGUCAGUUUUGCAUCAUCUACAAAUUUCUAUUAGGACAUUGGGAAAAUAUCCACCUCGGGCACAACUAUUUUGAGACAUUUGUCUUGGCUUGACAUGCAAAUGAACACAGGCAGGCGUUAUGAUUUAAACGUCAUGCUGCAUUUCAGCCAGUUCUCAUGGCAGUAUAGUACUGUUUUACAGUUUUGACAUGUAGGUUCACAACCCAUGCUCUGGCUUAAAAAAACCUAUGUAAAUGCUAUAUGAAGUAUGAAACAUUAUGCCUGUCUGUGCUCGUUUGUGUAUUGAGCUGGGAAUUCUGGGGGAAUUCUAGAAUACGGUUUUCUCAGAAUCGCUGUGCCCAAGGCAGACUUUUCUUCUUUCCUCAGAAGUCCUCCUGGAGAUCUGAAGAUGAUGCACAGCAGGAAACUUUGAAUUUCCAUAAAACAGUGGUGAUUUUAUCAUGCUUUGAGCUUACCACAAGUUAUUUAGUACUUAGUCAUAAAUCAAUCAAACAUACAAUACAUGUGAGGUUUAUUUAUUAAACUGGAUAUUAUGAAGAAUUAACCAUUGAACUAUAAAUAUUUGCCUAAAAGAGACAAACGUAAGCUAUUCCCCAACUUAGCUAGUUUUGAUGCCCAUGUGCUUUAGCCUAAAAAUUGCGAUUAUUUUCCCAACUUGCCAUAAUUGCAGAUUUAUAGAAUAAAUGGACAUGGUAUUGAAUAUUAUUCCAACACAAUGUUAUGUGUAGUACAUGAUUGUGUUAUACUAUUUUCCUUGUAUUAUUUUUAUAAUUGCACAUCAGGUUCCAGGAAUAUAUCAGAUUACCGUUGGCGAAAAGAAAGUUUUGCAGAGACUGUCAGCAACUUCUUCUGCAGGAGGAUUGGGACAAUCACUCUGGUCAUCAUGUGAUUGGUGACGUGUCUGUAUCCCGGUUAAAGAGACCCAGCCAACUGCUUCAUCCCUUGGAAAACAAGAAGACCAACGCACAAUAUUUGUUUACUGAUAGAAGCUGCAAAUUCCUCCUGGAAACUAUUCGCUCCCUAGGCUUCACAAGAGUGAUCUGUAUUGGCACUCCCAGGUACGAACUUGUCAUCAAACUGCACAAUGUAAUGUAUUUUAGCAAACACCAAAUCAUCCCACGUCUUCUUUACAUCAUUGGGUGUAAACUUAAAGAGUGCCAGUUAGAAUGCUUGACAAAUAGAAUGUUUAAAAGUCAAAUUAUGUUCGUAGCCCAGUAAUGAAAUAGUCAUGAUGAGAACUGCAUUCGUGUUCAAUGCUUGCCUAGCAUGACAGUUUGUACUUGGGCUGUACCAAUAUACAAACACGCACUUAAUCCAGUGGGUAAGUGCCAAUCUGGAAAUUAGGUAAGUAUCCUAUCAAAUAUAGUAAAUACUCAAUAUAUAUAAAGACAUAGAGCAGGGUACAGAACAGUGCAAAACUUACAUAUAAAUAUAUAUCCACUAGCCUUAUAAGGCUACUCCAAUAUCAAAUAAAUAGCUAUACACUGGGUUGUAUCGUAACCUGUAUGAUGCUUAGAGUCAGAAGGCUUUAUUGUGCAGGCCUAUUAGUAUAACGCAUACCGUAUAAUCCGAGUUUUUCGGCACAUUUUUUGUGCUGAAAAACCCCAACUCGGCUUAUACUCGAGUCAGUCUGAAUUAUGGCAAUUUACAUUGCCAUAAUACAGACUAGGACCGCCGGGCUCAUUACAAGCCCGGCGGUCCUGUUGGGGGCUGACAGCGAGCUCUUACUUACCUUCCUGCAGCUCCUGUCAGCUCCCUCCUCCUCCGUGCAGCUCCCCGGUCAGCUCCGUUCUGCUCACAGUGUAAGUCUUGCGAGAGAGGGUCUCGCGAGACUUACACUGUAAACAGAACGGAGCUGAGAUUGUAAGCUCAUGAGCUAUCUUGCACAGCACAUUGUAUUACUAGGACAGAUUACAAGUCUUCUGGUAGAAUUCUAUUCUAUAAACCAUUUAUAUCAAUAUGUCAAAUUAUAUAUAUAUAUAUAUAUAUAUAUAUAUAUAUAUCUGUCUGUAACCUUAAAGGCACACUGUAGGCAAUGUAAUCAUUUCAUCUCAUUGAAUUGAUUAUAGUGCCUAGAGUCGUCUGGCAAUGUACUCCAUUCAGUAUUAAGCCAUGUUUGAGCAGUUUAACACUAAAUAAGGGACCCUGGUCACCCAGAAAUCGGCAUACUUCUAGCCAUACCAAUUCAUACUAGCAAUGGGCACUGUGAUAGGAUGAAAGCGCUCAGCUGACACUCCCAACCAAUUAUGCUGCCCAUUUCUGCUCAGGCCAAUGCCUCAUCAGCAGCCCAGGCAACACAGAGCAGAUGUGCUGGGGACUCUCAUUUAGUGUUAAAUCAUUAAAAACUAUUUAACUUUGGAUGGAAGGACGGCACAAGGGGAUUCCAUAUACUUAUAACCACUUUAAUAAAAUAAAGCAGCUACUGUGCCUACAGUAUGCCUUAAACUAGGAUUCACUGCUACAUCUUGUAAUGUGCCCUGGAAGGGAGCUCCAUAUAAGAACUGUUUUGUAAUAUUAUUAUUAUCAGUAAAUAAACUGCUAAUCCUGUGAAGAGAACUUUCACCAAUGAAGUCAGCAGUUAUUCCUGUUACUGAUUGAUCAAUUAUCAAUUUCGUAAGAUGUGAGAAGUAUAUUAGACACGCCCUGGUUGAAUUUCUUUAACACUAAUGGGUAGUGCUUUCAGCUUCAUGCUCACCUUAAAACUCACGUGUCAGCAUUGAUUGUAUUAAUUAUCUAGUGCUUGCAAGGAUUUCACAAGCUACCUAUGCAUUCAGUGGCAGCAUACAUAGUGCUUAGUUUUGUGAAAAUAUUUAUUUUGACUGUGUAUAUAGUAAUGAAGGUUUCCGACAGUUUCCGUGGAAAGUCAUUACUGCAACAGCAUUCAAGGCUCACUCUGACUUCUUCUGAGAUCAUCUUAUCUAAUGCUGCUUUAGGGGGGAUUUAAAGGGAAACUCUAUGCACCAGAACCACUGCAGCUUAAUGUAGUUAUGUGACAAAGAUACUGUUCCAGCAGGAACGGCAGUAUAAACACUGCCUUUUAUGAAAAGCCAGUGUUUACACUGCUGCCUAAUGCCUCUAGCUGUCACUCAGACAGCCACUAGAGGCGCUUCCUUGAUGUGGCCCUGCAUCUCCAUUCACUGCAUGGAAUCAAUGCACCUCUAAGAGGAGAUUCUGAUUGGUGCAACAUUGUGGUUGCUGCUCAUGCGCACUAGCCUCCCAAUGCUACCCCAUUGGAUUGAUUUAGAUCAAGGAUGAUCCUUAAACAGAGGACAAGUGGUGGCCAUGGAGAGACCAGCACCUGGAGAAAUAAGUUAAGUACAUCUAUUUUAUUAAGGGGGGGCUGUAUAACUAAAAAGUUAGAAUAGCACUCUAGUGUUAGGAAUAUGUUUUUAUGUAUUACUAACGCUAGAGUAUUCCUUUAACAGUGUUCGGCAUCAUCAGGAAGCAAAAUGUGAACAGUUUCAGAAAACCAAGGCAUUCUUAUUGACACUCACUAGAGACAUUUUGAAUGACAAUUGUUCCAUUAAGGCACCAAGAGUAUUAUGUUAAAGGACCACUAUAGUGCCAGAAAAACAUACUUGUUUUCCUGGCACUAUAGCUCCCUGAGGGUGCCCCCACCUUCAGGGACCCCCUCCCGCCCGGCUCUGGGGAGAGGAAAGGGGUAAAAACUUACCUUUCUCCAGCGCUGGGCGGGGAGCUCUUCUCCACCGAUGAAGUCCCCCUGCUGGCUGAAUUCAAAUAAAAUAAUGUUAAAAUAAGUGUAGACAGCCGCUAGAGGAAUUGGAGGAAGGAUUAACCCAUUUAUAAACAUAGUAGUAUGUUUAUAAAAAAAUGGGUUAACCCCAGCUGGACCUUGCACACAGACCACCUCAUUAAGCUGAAGUAGUCUGGGUGCCUAGAGUGGUCCUUUAAGCUGUAUGUUUAUGAUGCUUACUGUCCCUUUAAGGAAAAUUUAAAUAUGCAACUCAUUAGACAGUCACUUUGAGAAACCCACUGCAUAAGAAUAGAAUUAUUUGAAUAAAAUUAGUGUUAUCAAUUUGACAGAUUUCCUCUGCUGUAUAAAUUUCCUGUUACUAAUGUGACUGUUUCUGCCUUAUUUCUGUGUGAUAUUUUAGGCUACAUGAGUGGAUUAGACUCCAAACCCAUGAAGAAUCAGGACUUAAAGUUAAAAGUCUCUUGCUAGACAUUGACUUCAGGUGAGUGUAUAUUUAAAGGACUAUUCUACAAACCUGUGAUGUAACAUUGAAUUAAGGUUCCUGGCUGCCCACAGCCCAGCUUCCACUGCAGAUAUGGUAACGGCAGACUCUAUUCUUUAGCCAUACAACGUCAUAACAGCAAUGGACCGACCGCUGUGAUAGGCUGUGAGCAGUCUGCGGACACCCUCAACUGUGACCCAUUGAUUUCAGGCUAGUACUUCCUCAUUAGCCCAACCAGCAUAGAGAGAAUGGGCUGCUGUUUAGCAUUAAACCAAUAAAAACAGUUUUACAUUGAACGAAGGCACAGCACCAUGGGAUUCCAGUCACUAUAACCACUUCAAUCAUACUAUGCAGUUAAAGUACCUUGAGUGUCCCUUUAACCCUGUUAUUAUUGCAGUGUCUGAAAGAAAUAGCUGCGAGUGUCGCUUUUAAAAUUUUGCUAUCUAUAUAUUUCUGAUUCUUUUUUUUUUUUUAUUUCAUUUUUUUGUUAUUUAACCCCUUAAGACCGAAGGGCGUACUAUUCCGCCCUAUUUCAGGCGGCUCUAAAUGCCGCCGGGCGUAAUAGUACGCCCUCCGUUUUUUUUUUUUUUUACUUACCCAGCGAUCGCGGUUGGGGGGACUCCCACGGAGCCCCAUGCAGCACAUCCGACCUCCUGCAACCCCUCACAAUCACAUGGCCGUGUUAGCUGGCUGCUACAUUGCCAGCAGGGGGACUGCCUGUAAUUACAGUUAGUCACCCUGCUGGCUGAAUUCCAAUAAAAUAAUGUUAAAAUAAGUGUAAAAAAAAAAUAAUUUAUAUACUUAGAUCAUAUAUAUAUAUAUAUAUAUAUAUAUAUAUAAAUAUUGUUAUAUAUUUAUAUAUAAUAUAAAAAAAAUGUAAAUACAUUAAAAAAUAAAAUUAAAAAAAUAAUAAAAAAUAAAUAUAGAUGUGUGUUAUUUCUUUCUAACUGUAUUGUGAUAUUAAUAUAUAUAUAUUUAUAUCAAAAUACACGUUGAACGAAAUAAUAUAUGUAUCUAUAUACAUAAAUAUAUACGUAUAUAUCACUAUGUAAAUAAAAAUAUUAAAAAAAUUAUAUAUAUUAAUUCUACAUAUAUAUUUAUGUAAUAUUUUUACAUAAUUAGGUAUCUUAAUUACAAUUAGCGGGACCUGCCUGACAACCCAUGCCGAAAGUAAAGGGAAUUUAAUUUGCUAGCACUAUAUUUAACCCUAUAACUUUCCGAGACACCAUAAAACCUGUACAUGGGGGGUGUACUGUUCUACUCGGGAGACUUCGCUGAACACAAAUAUUAGUGUUUCAAAACAGUAAAAUGUAUUACAACGAUGAUAUCGCCAGAAAAAGUUAUGUUUUUUGAAGUUUUCAUGCACAAACAGCACUUACAUGGACGAUAUUAUUGCUGUGAUACUUUUUACUGUUUUGAAACACAAAUAUUUGUGUUCAGCGAAGUCUCCCGAGUACAACAGUACCCCUCAUGUACAGGUUUUAUGGUGUUUUCAAAAGUUACAGCGUCAAGUAUAAGGCUUGUGUUUCAUUUUUUUCACAUUAAAAUUCGCCAGAUUGGUUACGUUGCCUUUGAGACCCUAUAAUAGCCCAAGACUAAAAAUUACCCCUAUGAUGGUAUACCAUUUGCAAUAGUAGACAACCCAAGGUAUUGCAAACGGGGUAUGUCCAGUCUUUUUUAGUAGCCAUCUAGUCACAAACACUGGCCAAAAUUGGCGUUUUUUGCAUUUUUCACACACAAACAAAUAAUAACGCUAACUUUGGCCACUGUUUGUGACCAAAUGGCUACUAAAAAAGACUGGACAUACCCCAUUUGCAAUACCCUGGGUUGUCUACUAUUGCAAAUGGUAGGCCAUUAUGGGUGUAAAUUAAAUUCCUGGGCUACUAUACAGUCCCAAAGGCAACGUAACCAAUCUGGCGAAUUUCAAUUUCAAAUGUAACAUGCUAUAUUUGACCCUGUAACUUCCCAAAACGCCAUAAAACCUGUACAUAGGGAGUACUGUUUUACACGUGAGACUUUGCUGAAUACAAAUAUGUGUGUUUUAUUGCAGUGAAAGCAAACAGUAUUAUGACAUUGACAGGUAGAAUGUCAUGUAGAACUAAAAAAAAAAUUUUUUUUUUUAUUUUCUCCCAUUUUUUCAUAUUAUAUUAAGUUUCAUAGCUAAAUAUUUGAUAUUAAAGGAAAACCCUGUUUCCCCUGAAUAAAAUUAUAUAUAAUAAGGGUGGGUGCAUUUAAUAUGAAAGAGGUGAAUUACGGUUCGACAGACAUGUAGCGCAAAUGCCAGGUUUUGUUUACAUUAUGUUUUGUUCACAACGUGUACAUUUGGCUCAGUCCUUAAGGGGUUAAUUCCACUUGGAUAAUUAUCCAAGGAUAGUUAAAAUGUUGCUCUACAAUUUUUGAUUAUGCAUCAGUUCACAUGGGCACCUGCUAAUUAGCACUGCUGGCCACAGUUACAGAAUGACUGUCUCUCAGGUUUUGAGAGCAGCUGAUGAAUGUAUCACCUUUAAUGACAAUCUGUGCCAUAUGUGUGAAAGGCAGCCGGCUGUGUUAUAUUUCAUGCUGGCAGAGGGGGUUGAAAGCUGAAAAAAUAAUGCUGAUAUUCUUCAUUUUAAUAGGAAAUCAAAUACCUAUUGCUGCAACUAGCUUGAAAGGUCCCUUUUAAUAAGACAGUUUGCGUUCUUACAUUGAGAUCACUCAGCUUUAUAAUCUGUUAUGCACCAGAGCAGCGUUUCCCAAACCAGUCCUCAAGACCCACCAACAGUCCAGGUUUUGUUAGUAUCUCCAUUGGAAUAAAACAGGCAAACACAUAAAUCCUGGACUGUUGGUCGGCCAUUAGGACUGGUUUGGGAACCACUGCACCAGAGGGUUUGCAACUAGUUAAAACUCCUCUAAAUAUGUUGUGCUACAUUAUUUCUGUCUGUAUGUGUAUUGCAUUAAUAUGAUCUUUCCAAGCGACAUUUCCCAUGGUGCUCAGCCACCCUCUUAGCUGUCUGAGAUUCUAGUGAUGGUAGUUCAGAAAUAUUUGGUAGUGCAACGCUACUACUGAGGAUGCUUAGCAUUGUAUUGAAACAACAAAAGAAGAAAUAAAAAAAAAAUUAUAUAGUGAUUAUAUAAUUGCAAUCACUAUAUAAUUUACAAAAAUUUAGUUGCGUUAUAGGUUACUUUUGUAUUAUAAAUUAAAUUACAUAUCUAUAAUACGAAUAAAAUACAGGUGUUCUGUGCUGAUGUUCAUUUCUAUUACAUAGAACAUAUACAGUGCUCCCACUUUUCCUUUGUUUGUCAUUGUUUAAUUGUGCUGUAUUUUACAUACUUAUCAUUUGAUAGUUUUUACUUUUUUGUAUUAAUACCGUUGAUAACAGAUUUCCCAGGCAAUUUCAGCCUUUAACAGAUACACUGAAUAUUAAUAUUUUGGCUAGUGCAGAAAUGUAAUCCAUGUACUACUAGGUUUGGACACUGUGAAUACCUGAGCUGUCUUGGUUUGUAUAUUCUCUCAUUAAAGGAACAUUCCAAACACCAUAGCCAACUCCCCAGGGUGCCAUGCUCUAUCUGGUUGUCUGUCACUGCUUAGUAAAGCCUGGCCAAUGUAGAGCCUCUCGCAGAUUGGAUGAGAGCGCUUGCAGCCAGUGGAUGUGAUUCUGCAUGGCACUGCUUAUCUCUGUAGAGCGGGACCUUGGUAAAUUUUUCAGACUGUACUAAAACAGUUUGUUAGCACCAUAACUACUAUAGAUGAUUACCUAGUGAACCAAUUAGUAAAUCACAAGUGUGGCUUGAAUCUCCUAUCCUGAAUCCGUAUUGAUGUUCCCUUGUCUACACAUGUUCAAACAGUUGAAUCUUUAAAGCAAUGACUGGCACGGGUGCAGUAGGUUGGCGUAUGGAUUAAUGUACCUUUCACAGUGCGUUCCAUUCCCUUGAUGUAGAGUGUUUCAUUUCCAAAUACUGAAGCCAUCUGUUUUGCAGGUAUUCCCAGUUCUACAGUGAGGAGGAAUUCUGUCAUUACAACAUGUUUAACCAUCAUUUUUUUGGUGGCGAGGUAGGAAUAAGUCUUGUGUUCUUUUCAGUCUACAGUUUAUUAAAGCUUUUUGUUACCAGUGCAGAGGGGAGCACAUAAUAAAAAUAGUGACACAUGUACAUUACUGUUAAUAAGCACAACAUAAGGGAAAUGUAAUUUAAACAUUUUUUUUUUUUUUUUUUAAAUGAUGUGCUGUUUGGCUAUUUUGGACAUAUUUGGUUCCUUGACAUGUUACCAUAACUCACUGUUCAGUAAUUUAAUCACGGGGCAGUAAAAUACCCACAAUGUAUUUCAGGCAUCACAGAGCAAGUGUAAAAAAUUUCUUCAAGAAGAUAACGGUGAUGGUGUCAUCAUGGUGACGGACCCUCCUUUUGGUGGCUUAGUGGAACCUCUUGCCUUCAGCUUUAAAAUGUUAAGGGAGAUGCACAAUGGAGCUUCUGCCACAGGUAGGUGUGUGUUUUUCCUUUCCAAUUUGGGUUUCAUUUAUUUUAUAAAGUACAAACAGUGCAAGUAUUCAGUCUUAGUACUUGUGUCAAAAGUUAUACAAAUGGUUAGUGAUAAGCGAACAUAUAUUUCAUGAACAGUUAAUUUGAGGGGAGGGCGAAUACAAAUUGAUCACAAUUUGAGGGUGGCUGUAAAGAAUAUGGUUCCAUUCAAACUUAUCAAAGUUAUAUUUUGGAGAACUUUUGAUAAUAUCAUGAAAUAUCAUAUCGACUAUUUAGAAGUCUUGCCUAGAGUUUACGUAGGUGAUAUGUUAGGUUAAUAUUACAGUAUGUUAGCCGAUUCUGUGUAGGUUUCCUCUUCCUGACAAUGCAUAAACCAUAUGAGAGUACAUCAUUUCAAUAUGUAUAGGUACUAACACAUUCAUUGGACAAUACAUUGAAGGCCUUGAGACCACGAGCAUAGCUGGUUGACUUCUUUGGUAAGUGGCCGACAUGGCCCCAAUUGGGGAGGUAUCUAUUAUGUCUAACAUUGUCUCCACAUAUCCCAUGCAGUAGCUGAUCGUGGAGCAUGUUUUCAUAGCUGAGAAUUCCUAUUCCAUUGUUUGGGAAAUGUGAAUAGAGAUCUCUUGCAAGCAAGGAACACUAUGGUGGCCCACUAGGGUACAACAAAAUCAGAUAUUUAACUGGUUUGGGGUAUGAUAACUGAAAUAUGAAUCGUAGGAGACAUUAAGGGGUAUUGGGGAUAAGAAUUCCUAUUUUAAGCGAACAAGGAAAAGUAUAUUCAACCAAUAUGAGUGGAGUUUGGGACAUCCCCACUAAAAAUGCAGCAUUGUGCUUUUCUCUUGUGAGCAUCUCCAGCAUUUAUUUGUUUUAGUAGGGCACAUAGCUGCCAGUCUAGUAGUUAUUAUGUACCAUUUAUAUAGGAUUUUAUGGAUAAUUUAUACAGAGAGUAAGGCCCUUGUGUAUACUUUUAUAUAAACAUCUGGUUUUAAAAGUAAAUGUAGAGUGGUGAUGAAUUGGGUAAUGUUUGACUCCAAAACUUGGUACUUUAUGUCAAUGUGUUUCUUGGAGGCAGAGAAUUUCUGCUGAGGAUCUGUGUGCAUCUUUAACAUGUCUUUUUUUUUAUAGGGUAUAUUGAGCCCUGUAACAUUAUGAGAGUAGAUUUUCAUCUUAAAAUUUUUUGGUGUUUAACCUAUACUGGCAUAAGACCGUUUCUGUUUGCGGUGUCCCUCGAUGGCAGGGCACCACUCUGCCAAGUACGCUUUGUAAAAUUGAACGCUCUUUAUAUAGCAAUGUUCUCCUUCUGGGUAGCUUAGCGGCAAGUGCUCAUGCCCAGACACAGUACAGUACUACCAGGUGUCAGCAGGUCUCUCUCUUAACUUUUAUAUGUGUCAAAUGUUAUCCUGUUGUAGGGAAGACAGCUGACUAUACUAGAGUUUGUUGUAUCAUGAUGUUGAGGUGGCAUAAUGCCGAUAGGGAAGAAAAGCUGGGGGAAACAAAACCAUAUAACAAAAAAAGCUAAACAAAGCAUAUACAACAUGACCAGUAGUGAUUUAAUUGUUAUGUGCCUGGUGGAACAUGGCGGUUAUGUCCGUGGGUGUAGUGAGGUCUUAGACUGGCAUAAUGUAGUUGGUAGUAACGCAUUAUUAAUGCUUGUGACAGCUUGCAAAGGAAAGCAAUAUGAAUAUUUGCGAGAGAGUGAUAUGCUGAGUACACCGUACAAAGUACAAGUAAUAUAAGAGCAUAUUUUGUUGCCAUUCGAACUUUAUAUAGGCAUCAAUUCUAUAAACAUACUUGAAUAUAAACCAUAUUAAAUAGACAAACAUAGAAACUGUAUGUAAAAGGCAAAGUGUGACAACUUUGUACUUGCCCUUGUAAACACGGUCAUUUAGUUAUAGCCUUCCAUUCUUUUUGGGAGAAGCUGCAGACUUUUUGUGUUUUGGCAGAUGGUAAGUCCCAUCUUUGUAACAGGUGGAGACCUUCAUCUGUAUUCUGAAUCACAGAGAUUUUUUUGCCUGUGUUGCAGAGCUUAAAGGGACACUAUAGUCACCUGAACAACUUCAGCUUAAUGAGGUUGUUCAGGUGAGAACUAUAGCUCCCUGUGGCCUUUCUCAUGUAAACACUGUACUCGGAUCUGCUGUCAGCAGAGCACAGGGCAGCACUGUGCACAGCAUACUGUGAUUCUAUGUCUCCUCCCUCUGCAUGCAGACACUGAACUUUCCUCAUAGAGAUUCAUUGAUUCAAUUCAUCUCUAUGAGGAUAUGCUGAUUGGCCAGGGCUGUGUUUGAAUCAUGCUGGCUCUGCCCCUGAUCUGCCUCCUUGUCAGUCUCAGCCAAUCCUAUGGGGAAGCACUGUGAUUGGAUCAGGCUACCACUGCUUGUUUUUCUGAGUCUAACAGCAUGCUGAUUUACAGCUUCAGGCUUGAAUACAGUACGAUUUUUACUAUAUUUAUGGAGGCAUGAGGGGCCCAGGGGGGGCUAGAUGGUGGUGUUAACACUAUAGGUUCAGGAAUACAUGUUUGUGUUCCUGACCCUAUAGUGAUCCUUUAACCCCUUAAGGACACAUGACAUGUGUGACAUGUCACGGUUCCCUUUUAUUCCAGAAGUUUGGUCCUUAAGGGGUUAAGCUCAUGCGGCCAUUUUCCACGGCGUCCAGUAACGCCCCCCCAGUGUGUGUUUUUAAUGCAUGUGAUGGUUUAUUUGUAAUAUUAAUUUCCUCUCCUUGCCUGCUUUAUUAGCAUUUUACAGAAUUUGUGUAAUUGUACUGUUAUCCAUAGGCUGUGUGACCUCUUCUAACGGACAUUUCCCCUGGUGAUCUGGUAUUUAUGUAAAAUAUUCUUCUUCUUGUCUUUAGGUAGCUUUAAAAAGUUACCCAUUUUCUGGAUCUUCCCAUAUUUCUUUGAAUCUCGCAUUGUGCAGUGUUUUCCAGAGUUCACCAUGCUGGAUUAUCAGGUACUCUGUUUUGGUCAUGUCCAUUAUUAUCCCUCUUGAUAUAUUGUCCUUAUUUCCUCUUGCUAAAUUGAACAGCAUAGAUCUUGCACUCUGAAUUUUAAAUAUCUCAUAGCACAAACAUAUAACAAAAGUCACAUUUCAAAGUUUCAUACUGUGUGCAUGCUUGAGUUGUCUAUAAUAACUGCAUUGCUUUCAGGUAGACUACGAUAACCAUUCUCUUUAUAAACAUGGGAAGACCGGGAGAAAACAAUCGCCUGUACGCAUUUUCACAGAUAUUCCACCAGAGAGUAUUGUGCUCCCGGGAAGUGAGGGUUAUAGGUAUGAUCAAUAAUACAAUCUCUUCUUUGGCCUAUGCUGUUUCUGACCUCUGCUCUUAGGCACAGACAAUAUGAAUAUUCCAGUCAUGGCUGACUCACAUCAGAGAUAAGACUAAUAUAGCUUGAAACGUCCUGAGUUAUAUAGCAUGGCACGGUCAUACAAGUGUAGAAUCCUAAACCCUGUAAACACAGUCAUUUUAAUAUUCAUCUAGGAUAGGUCUGUGUCUAUCGUUUAAUUACAAUGUAGGUGUAUAUCAUUGUUAAUCUUUUUUUUCCUUGUCAAUCUAGGUUUUGUUCUCUGUGUAAAAGAUUUGUGUCGUCUGCCAAUAAACACUGUGAUGUCUGCAAUUCUUGUACCUCCAAAGUAAAUACCACAUUUUCGUAUUUCUAUCUUUCAAAAAAAAAAAAUUUUAUAACCUCUUUCCUGAUGUGCUGAUCCGGUUAAAAAAAAAAAAAAAAUGGGCCAAGUGCUUCCGCUAGAAUCUGUCUUUAUGUGGUUGUAUGUUUAUAUGAUUAGUGAGAAGCAGCCUAAUUCCUUCAUUUGUCCUUUCUGAUGUAUUUGGAAGGUAUGAAUGGCUUGUAUAUUUUAAACAAUUCUAUUUGGCACUAACACAAGUGCCACAUUGUCUUCAAAACACUUUGUACAGGACAAAUGUCUCGGUGCCUCAAGAUAUGCAGGAUAACAGUCAUGGCUGCCUAUAGCCUGAAAAUCAUAUUGAUAUAUAUAAUACUACCUGGCAUCUCCUGAUUGACAUUAUUUGAACUCUCCCAUUGUAACGGAUAAGUGUUGUCCUUUGAUGGCUCUUAUCAAGUUAUUACUGCCCCCCUCACUCCUCUGUAGGUGGAUGAAGAAGUGCACUGAGUUUUACUGCUAGUUAGCAUAGCUGCCUAUAUAAACUGAGGAUUUAUGGCAUAGCCCUAGAAAAACAUGAUUAGUGGAGUUUUUGAAUUUAGUGAUAUAGAUCUACAAAAUGAUUUUCAUUUAGUAGACAUACCACUCUACACUUACCCUAGCAUUAAUAAAGGAUUUCCCCAUAUAAAUCAACAUUGGUUAUAAGUGAGGGUAUUGUCUCUCAGAUUCCCUUUGUAAGUGUUGUUCACCAAUGUUAUUAGGUGUUAUUUGGGGAUUUCUUAACUUUAAUUGUAUGCUCCAAUUCCUAAGGGUCAUCCAACGCUUUUCUGUUCCUUCUCUUUGGAACAUUUUUAUAUUGUCACAUAAACUUACACAUAAUUACGAAAGACAUCUCAUUUAAACAAACAUACUUCGUUCUUGUCUCACCGCUCCCAAUGCUCAUUCAGUGUAUCCUUUUCUGGUAACACUUCCACUCAUCAACCUGCCUCAGCUGGGGUCCCUCAAGGCUCUGUUUUCCCCCUUUACUGCCUCUCUUGGCAAAUUUCUGAGUUCCUUUGAUUUCCAGUGCCACUUAUAUGCCGAUGGAACCCAGAUUUACCUCUCACCCCGAUCUCUCUCCUGCUUUUCAUUAAACGUGUCACCAGCUUCCUCGCUUUCAUCUCAAAUGGAUGUCUUCCUGUUUCCUAUGAAUCAAUCUUUCUACCAAUAAGCUUCUUAUCUCCCCUCCUUAUUAAUCAGAUGCUCCCCUGGCACUCACCCUAGUAGGCAAUGAUACGUACACCUGUCAUUUAAAUUUGCUGCCUUGUUAAUAUCUUUGACACUGGCCACACUUUUACACCCCAUGCCCAGUCCUUUGCAAAAUCCUGUCAUUUCCACCUAAAAACAUAAUCUGACCGUACUGAUAUCAAGACAAAAGACAAUUGAUACUCAGAUUAAACAAAUUUCUGCACAUGUGUAGUUAUAGUUUCUGUAGCAUCUGCUUCUGAUCUGUCACUAAAAUAUUUUCUGUUUUAUGGUUUUUUUAUUUUCUAAGUAUGGUUUUUAUCCCUCCCAUUUAACUUUAGUCUGAGAAAUGUCUCAGUUGCUCAAUGCAAGCACUAUAGAGCCUGACCAAACCCUGAGUGUUAUAUGUUCUGUUCCUAACAGGGCAGCUCAUUCUCACCUCUUUACAAAGUUGAGUAACGGUAAAAUUUUAAUCAGAGAAGCCGGAGAGUGUGCACCAAGUAGUUUAAAUGCUGUGAAGAAUAACUCCCAAGAUGCUUUCUUUUUUUGUGAUUCUAGUAUGUUUAUUCAGUGGUUGUAUAAACUGCUAAUGGUCACUAUUCUUGGCCUACAGGACGGCAGGGGAUGGAAACACUGUUAUCUGUGCAAGAAAUGUGUGAAGCCAUGUGAGUAUGGAUCUGCAGCUUUAUUUAUGUUGUACAAAAAAAGAAAACAGUGAAAAAAAGGCAAAUAUUACUUUCACUGUUUAAUAUAAAUUGCCUGGAAUAUUUUGAAUAAACCCUUUGGCACCCACAGAGACCACUACCUAAUUUACCAUAUUCCAAGUGAUAGUUGCCCAUUCCUCUGUCAAUGAAUAAGCAAAACUGAAAAGGUGAAAAAACCCAAAAUGCAGCCCCAAAAAACAGCCCCCUCCUCCAAAAAACAAACCCCAAAAAACACCCCCCAACAACAAAAAACAAACCACAAACAAACCCCAAAAGUGCAGUACCAAAAAACAAAACAGUUUUCUGUAUAUUAUUUUAGCCAUAAUUGUAUUGUAAUGCCAUGUCUUGCAUUAUAGGGAUCUGUUUGGUGGCUAAUACUGCCUUAUGUCUAGCUGGGUAGAUCUUAAUGUUUAUGUUUCUCAAUGUCUGAUAUUUGAGUUUAUUUGUUUUUGUACAUUUUUCUUUAUUGGUUUGUUUUUUCCAAGAGUAAUUAGAGAUACAGAAAUAAGAAAUAGAUGAGCAUUUAAACAAUAAUGGUAUGGUACAUAAAUUCAAAUGAGUACAUCCCUCAUCAGUUUUCACCUAGCAAAAUGUACAUAAUGGUUUUUGGGUCAUAGUGUACAUUCUUACGUCAGUGAAAGGAGCUAUUUCUCAUGACCACAAAUUAUCCUGUUCUCUGAGGCCCACUGUGCGCUGCCUUUGGAAGGUAGUUGAAGUAUACAGGUAUUAUAAUUCCAAAUUACUGCUAAAGUGCCCAUUCCCUUCAUGUUAGGGUUCCCCAUGCCAUUUUCCCAUGUGUGUUUCUUUCGUUUGCCAGGAGUCCCGGUGCUGUGUGGCUCAUGGGAGUAGUCUGUCUCUCUCAGCUAAGUCUUUCCUGUUGUCUCCCCAUGUUGUCUUUCAUAUGGAUUAUUCCCCUAAGAGAUGGCAUGGGAUUAUAUCCAUCCUGCAUGAGUGUGGUGUGGAUACCUCCAAUCUGUGUACCCUAAAGAAUAGCCCCUAGCGCGAGUCUGAGGCGUACAUCGCCCACGCUUCCUGUAAUCUAGGCGCACGAAGGAAGAGCGAAAAAUUGUGCUGGUUUCAUUUAUCUGUUUAAUAAUAUAGGUGUGUCAGCUGUGGCUUGAGGGACAGAAAAGGCGGAUGAACACUAUUAGGUAAGUUUAGUAUGUUAGAUCCGCUAUACGUACAAGGGAGAGGGGGGAUAGGGGAAUUUUUUUUUAAUUUUUUAAAGGGGGGAGGUUAAAGUAUAGAAAAUAGGUAGGGGGACAGGUUGGAUUGUGUGCCCCCAGUCCGGCAGGUCAUCCCUGCCCACCUCAUUUCGAGCACGCUCAGAGCCAGAUGUUCCCCUCAUUUUACUCAGUGGGUUGGUUUCCAUGUUCAUCCCUGGUGCACAGGUAGUACGUCCAUGUCCUCCAGAUCUCUUCAUGUUUCUCCAUCCUUCCUCUCACCGCUGCUAUUUCUGCUUCCACCUGCCUGAUCUCCUCCACUCUUUGGAGCCAGGCCUGGAACGUUGGUGGUUCUCUCUGCCGCCACAUAACUGGGCUGAUAUUAUAAGUUAAUAUCCAUGUUAUGGAUGUGAAUUUAUGAAAACCUUGGUUUUCAUUGUAUCUUUGGUAUUUUGUUUCAAUAUAACAGAUUUCCUAGGCGCAGAGGUAAUGCACCUUUUUAGCAUUUUUAUUCUUACAGCUUCUGUAUCAGCUAGUGGUAUUGUAAAUUAUCUUCCUCAAUGUGUAUUACCAACCUUUUGACCUCAGUGAUAACAUGUGUAAUUUUUAGUAAGCGUUAGCAUUAAAGGGACACUAUAGUCAACAUAUAAAAGCUUGCUUGCUUUUAUAUGAACUUGACGUAAAAAAAUAUGAGUAAGUUUCAAUAAUAAAACUUACCUCCAUUCCAGCGCCGAGCUCCCCGCUAGGCCACACCCCCUUUUUUGUCAAAAUGACGAAAUCGCAUGGCCCAAUAGGACGCUUCUUCUUGAGAAGGAUCAUCGCGAUGUGGUACGCAUGCGCGGUUUCGCGCUGCACCAAUCGCAUUCUUCAUAGAGCGGCAUUGAAUGCCGCCCCAUUGAAGAAACUCAGUGCUCGACCAUGCAUUUGCGCGGAAUGCACGUUUGCGAGCUGAGCUGUCUGACUGACAGCUCAGCUCGCUUUCUAUACCCGCCCCCCUCCUCAGCCAAACUGUGUUUGCAUAGAAACACUAUAUAUAGAGAUAUCUCUAUAUAUAGUGUUUCUAUGCAAACACACAAGUAGUAAAAAAUUAGACCUACACACACACUCUUUCUCCAUCCCCAUCAUCCAUAUCCAUCCCCAUCAUCCAUAUCCAUCCCCAUCAUCCAUAUCCAUCCCCAUCAUCCAUAUCCAUCCCCAUCAUCCAUAUCCAUCCCCAUGUAUUCCCAUCAUCCAUCCAUAUCCAUUCCCAUCAUCCAUAUCCAUCAUUCAUCCAUCCAUUCCCAUCAUUCAUCCAUUCCCAUCAUCCAUAUCAUCCAUUCCUAUUAUCCAUCCAUCCAUCCCCAUCAUCCAUAUCCAUCCAUUCCCAUCAUCCAUAUCCAUAUCAUCCACUCCCAUCAUCCAUAUCCAUCCAUUCCCAUUAUCCAUUUCCAUCAUCCAUAUCCAUCCACUCCCAUCAUCCAUAUUCAUCCACUCCCAUCGUCCAUAUCCAUCCAUCCAUCCACUGCCAUCAUCCAUAUCAUCCAUCCACUCCCAUCAUCCAUAUCCAUCCAUCCAAUCCCAUCAUCCAUGCACUCCCAUCAUCCAUAUCCAUCCACUUCCGUCAUCCAUAUCCAUCCUCACCCACUCACCCUCAGUCACCCACCCACACUCAGGGCCGCCAUCAGGGGGUGACAACCAUGACGGUUGUCGGGGGCCCGGCCGUCCGGGCCCCACGUGUAUCAGCGGAACUGCCGCCGGUGCAUCUGCACCGGGGCCCACACGCUGUUGGGGCCCAUCAGGUGGCCCAAUGGGCCCUAUUAUCUUCAGGGGCCCGGACAGCGCUGUAACAGCGCGACCGGGCCCCUUUAAAAAAAAAAAAAAAAAAAUGCAGCUGGAAAGCAAGUGCUGCUGGGAGGAAGUGACCGGACGUCACUUCCUGCCAGCAGCAGUUACUUUCCAGCGGUUUACUCUGCGCAGUAAGGCAGAGAGAAAGCAUGAAGGCCGCGAGGAGAGGCAGCCAACUCACAUCAUCCCCAGCCACCCUCCUGCGACGAAAUGGAAAGGCUGAAAAUGAGGUAUGUGUGUGUGUGUAUAUGUAUGUGUGUGUAUGCCAGUGUGUGUGUGUAUGUGUGUAUGCCAGUGUGUGUGUGUAUGUGUGUAUGCCAGUGUGUGUGUGUAUGUGUGUAUGCCAGUGUGUGUAUGUAUGUGUGUAUGCCAGUGUGUGUAUGUAUGUGUGUAUGCCAGUGUGUGUAUGUAUGUGUGUAUGCCAGUGUGUGUGUGUGUGUAUGCCAGUGUGUGUGUGUGUGUAUGUAUGUAUACCAGUGUGUGUGUGUAUGUAUGUAUACCAGUGUGUGUGUGUGUGUAUGUAUGUAUACCAGUGUGUGUGUGUGUGUAUGUAUGUAUACCAGUGUGUGUGUGUGUGUGUGUAUAUACAGUGUGUGUGUGUGUGUGUGUGUGUGUAUGUAUGUACCAGUGUGUGUAUGUAUGUAUACCAGUGUGUGUAUGUAUAUACCAGUGUGUGUAUGUAUGUAUACCAGUGUGUGUAUGUAUGUAUACCAGUGUGUGUAUGUAUGUAUACCAGUGUGUGUAUGUAUGUAUACCAGUGUGUGUAUGUAUACCAGUGUGUGUAUGUAUGUACCAGUGUGUGUAUGUAUGUAUACCAGUGUGUGUAUGUAUGUAUACCAGUGUGUGUGUAUGUGUAUGUAUGUAUACCAGUGUGUGUGUGUGUAUGUAUGUAUACCAGUGUGUGUGUGUGUAUGUAUGUAUACCUGUGUGUGUGUGUAUGUAUGUAUACCAGUGUGUGUGUAUGUAUGUAUACCUGUGUGUGUGUGUGUGUGUAUGUAUGUAUGCCAGUGUGUGUGUGUAUGUAUGCCACUGUGUGCGUGUAUGUAUGUAUACCAGUGUGUGUGUGUGUGUGUGUAUGUAUACAUGUGUGUAUGCCAGCCAGUGUAUGUAUGUGUGUAUGUAUGUAUGCCAGUGUGUGUCUGUAUUUAGUAUGCCAGUGUGUGUCUGUAUGUAUGUAUGCCAGUGUGUGUCUGUAUGUAUGUAUGCAUGCCAGUAUGUGUAUGUAUGAAUGGCUGUAUGUAUGUAUAUAUCAGUAUGUGUAUGUAUGUAUGUUUGUCAGUAUGUCUGCAUGUAUGUGUGUGUGUGUCACUAUCUCCCUAUGCAUGUGUGUAUGUCUGUUUCAGUAUUUGUAUCUGUUAGUGUGUGUAUUCACUUGGGCGGGAUUUGGAGGCAGGCCCUGUGGGCGGGCUUGAAGCGGGGCCCAGACCUUGAGCUGUGUUAGGGGUCCCAGAAUUUCUGAUGGCGGCCCUGCCCACACUCACUAAAUAAGUUUACUUACAGUUUGAAUCCUCCCCUCCUCCUCUUCGGUCUUCAGUCUGUCAGCUCAAGCCACUCCCAUGCAGUGCUGACAGCCUCAGCACACAAAGCUCGUGCACAGUGCUUUGUGUGCUGAUAGCACAUGACAACCGUCAUGGUUGUCACCCCCUGAUGGCGGCCCUGAGUGUGGGUGGGUGACUGAGGGUGAGUGGGUGAGGAUGGAUGAUGGGAGUGGAUGGAUAUGGAUGACGGAAGUGGAUGGAUAUGGAUGAUGGGAGUGCAUGGAUUUGGGUAUGGAUGAUGGGAGUGGAUGGAUGGAUAUGGAUGAUGGGAGUGGAUGGAUGGAUAUGGAUGAUGGCAGUGGAUGGAUGGAUGGAUAUGGACGAUGGGAGUGGAUGAAUUCACCCAUGCGUGAAUACAUCAGACUUGAAUGAAGCCUUUUUAGGUCUUCUGAACUCGGAAGUCCCUCUGGUGGCCUUCUGAUUGACUGCAACAAGAGGUGUUUCAAGCUUCCAAUGUAAACGCUGUAUUUUCUCAGAAAAUACAGUGCUUACAAGAAAAAGGCUGCAGGGAGCUGUAGCACUCACCUGAACAACCUCAUUAAGCUGAAGUUGUUCAGGUGACUAUAGUGUCCCUUUAAAUUUGUGAUUCACACAAAUCACCCAUUUUUUUAACACCCCUUACGUAACACCCCUUAGCACUCUAUUCCACAGUACAGGCAUACCCCGCUUUACAUACACUUACUUUACAUACACUCGCGAGUACAGACAUACCUGAGAGUGUACUUAAAGGUGCCUCGUGAGAACAGACAUUUCUGCGCCUCUUCUGUUUGUGAGUGAACAGUAAAUAGAAGGUUCUAUUCUCACUCUGAGCAGCUCAGUUCAGUGUCAUUGGGGCAAGAACUUUUCACACUUUCUGACAUGGCACAGGUUAAUCAUCUCAAAUUUAUAAUGCCUUCUCCUAGCUGAACAGAUGUAUAUUUUUUUCUGCCCAUACAUUGUCCAUAUUCUGCAAAUGGCUGCCAUCCAGUGAAUAGGUUUACCCAUCCAGUGAAAGGGUUUAACCUGCCAUUUUCUAUAACUAUGACUUAGCAGCUUAGCUGCAUUAGCCACAAUUCUGAGGAUUCAAAGUUAAACCAUAAAUGCUUAAAGUGAUGAAGCAAAGUGUGCAACUAAGCUGCUAACAAAUACAAAUUGUCACUGUAUUGGCAGAAAAUGGCCCAGUGGGCAGGUUUAUUUUACUUUUCCUCCCAGUUUAAGGUUGUCAGAUGAGUAAAACAUUAAGGAUAAAUGGUACAAUCUGGAAUUAGAUUUUUUUUUUUUUUUUUUUUACGGUUUGUUUUUAACUGAAUAAAAGCCCACUGGAAAUAAAAUCACUGAAAAUCUGCAGUUGCAGUAUCAGCUAUGCCUGUAAAUUACUAUUGCAAUGCAGUACAUGCAUUGGGAAGUGAAAAAAGGUAUUGCUUCACUUUAAGUACAUUUUCGUUUUUUCAUAGAUGCUCUGGUCCCAUUGUGUACUUAACAAUGGUGUAUGCCUGUAUAUGCCUUACUUUCUAUUGCAUUACAUUGUAUAUUUUUUUUGCUGUAUUUUUAGUCUGGGUUCUGUGCUAUAAUCUUUUACCAGUUAAGGACCAAACAUUACUUUGUCAUUGUGCCAUUUGGGUCUCAAAAUAUCAUUUGUCAGCAAGCCCUGCUACUUUAGCUGUAGGACAUCCAUGCCCAUUGUUUGUCAUUGGUUGGAUGUGACAUUCAUUUUUUUAAGUGGGAAAAGAUUAUGAUUUUAUGAGCCAUCUUUAGUCCUUUUGGGGUUUAAUUUCAUAAAAGUAAUUAAUUAAGGCUCUUCAGGCAGACUGGAUGUAGGCCUAUCCUUUUAGGUAAUUUAUGCUAAAACCACAUGGAUUGAGACCUCACAGUAGGCAACCGAAUUCUGGUUGUUGUAGGUAAUGAUUGUUUUAGUGCUUAAUGCUAUGAAGUGUGUCAGCAUUAAGUGGCCUCUUUAAAUGAUUCCCUUUUUACCCUGAGAGAGAGGAAUUGGCAACUACCCAACUACCCAAGCAAACAGUGAUAUAAGGUACAAGUCAAGAGAUUUUUCCCUUCCUGGAGUGUUCACCUCACAGGUGGAACUUUCAUGGACCACAUAAGCACAGGAACCAGCCAUGCAGCUUAUUCAACUUUUUUUCUCCUUGACAACCAAAGGCUUUAACAAUGUUCUACUAUAGUUCACUGCAUGGCUUGGUCUCCUCUCUUCUCUAUUGCUGAAACUUGACUGACUUGAUCGUUAUGAGCCUGUUGUUCAUUGUCACGAUCAGGGAAUCAGUGGGUGAUAAGACCCUCACCUAGGCACAUAUUCAUUGCACAGUCCUCUUUCAAUGGGUGUGUGAUGAGAUUGUGACAUCACACAUUUGCUGGGACUUCCUGCUUUCACUGGACAGUUGGCCUCACCAUGUGCCCGACGGCCUAUUUGUGUAACAGCAGUUUGCCAUUUUUUGUUAGUUUAGCAAAAAACUUCCUUAGGAUUAUUACAAAGUGCUUAUACAUUUUCAAUGAAAAAGUAUACACAAAUAUAGUAAAUAUAUUACCCUGCAAUGUGUGCCUUCAUUCUAUUUUUACUUAAAGGGACACGAUAGUCAUCAAAACAACUUUAUCUUAAUUAAGCAGUUUUGGUGUAUAGAUCAUGCCCCUGCAGUCUCACUGCUCAAUUCUCUGCCAUUAAGGAGUUAAAUCACUUUUGUUUAUGCAACCCUAGUCACACCUCCCCUGGCUGUGACUCACACAGCCUGCAUGAAAACAAACUGGCUUAAUUUUUAAUCAGAUGUAACUUACUUUAAAAGUUUUUUAUUGCCUGCUCUGUAAAUUGAACUUCAAUUACUUACAGAAGGCUCCUGCAGGGUCUAGCAAGCUAUUAAAAGAGCAGGAGAUAAAAAAAAGUUCCAAAUUAAAUAGAUUGUGCACUAAAGGAAGUAUAAACAUUAGAUGACUCUUUACAGAAAAUGUUUAGGAAGGCUGUGCAAGUCACAUGCAGGGAGGUGUGACUAGUUCUGCAUAAACAAAGUGAUUUAACUCCUAAAUGGCAGAUAAUUGAGCAGUGAGUUUGCAGGGACAUGAUCUAUGCAACAAAACCAAUUCAUUAAGCUAAAAUUGUUUUGGUGACUGUGGUGUCCAUUUAAGUAUUUUUUUAAUAUGUGUAUUUCAGUACAAUACAACCUCUUUGUAAUGUAGAAAGGAUACAUUGCUAUUAAUUUGUGUUCUACAGCUUGGAUACAUUGUAAUUCCUGUAGACGGUGUGCGCUACCCACUCACUCCUGUGGCAGUGCAGAAAGUGGUUGCUUUGUGUGCGGAGAAAAUGAUCACAAACGCAGUAGCUGUCCACGCCAACGUGAGACUGGAACCCCUAAAAAGUGAGUUACUAAGAAUUUAUUUAUACAUCAUUAAGUAAAAGAAAUUUGUCUGACUACUCUAAAUUAAUUCUUAUUGGCCUUUUCUUGUAUCUGAUCCAGAAACUGUGCUAUGUUCAGAUCAUACAGUAUGUAGAAAGUGGACUGUUAUUGUAAGUUACACAGUUGUAUACGUGGAUGUGAAUUACAUCAUACCAGUCAAUGAGUCAUUUGGCUUUCUCUGUUCAUAAAUCCAUAGUUAGGUUUAGCUUGUCAAAGUGCACACAGGUCUCUCUGCAGAUUAGAUUAUCACAUUGAAAAGUACUAAUAAUUCUCCUUCUGUAAUAAAACACGUCCAUCGUGGGGGAAAAUUCAAAUAAACCUGAGUCAUAUUGCCUACACAAGUAAUCACUGCGGAUUUUGUUAAAAUCCAUUUUAAAUUAAAGAUUUCUUGUUCUCAUGAAAGAAUAAAAUGUGAUCUAUUUAUUUUGUUGGUAACUUUAUGGAUAUGGUAAUCAGUUGGCUUUACAUACCUACAGUUAAACCUCCUUACUGUAUGUCAUUAGUUAUCUGUCUCAGUAAGGGUACACUGCACCCCUGUCUUAUAGUAACCAUGUAGCACAUAUUGGAAUGUUGUGAAUUACGGUGCCAAUCUUAAUUUGCAGAAAGAAAGUUCGAGCCAAAAAGUAUUUUAGCAGAACUGUAAGAAACACUGUACCUACUGCAGCUGGUCAUAAGAAGAUGAAGAAAAGAAAAAAGAAGCCUCUGUCUUGAUUAGCUUUAAAAACUAGUUGCUAAGCUGCUUUUACACACGUAGUCAUGUCCACUCGUAAUAUUUUAGCUGUUCUAUACCAGUUGCCGAAUAAAGAUCAGACUUCACUGUUAACAUGCCAGAAAAAAAUUAAGAUGUUAUUUUAUAAUCAUUUUUGUUUUUCUUAAAAUUCCAAUACACAGUGAAGAAUCCACAACUGUUUACAUGUAUUUAUCAUUAAAGUGGGUCUAUCACAUUUGUAACGAGUCUUUUUGAAUCCCUCAAAAAAAAAAAAUUAAAAAAAAUACCAGCAGUGGUUCAUAGGAUUUGUAUAGUCUAACAGUCGUACUGACCAGUUGGUUUCAAUUACCGUUAUCUAUCUGCAUAAGGUAAUUAAGACAUUCAAGACAAUGUUCUAAUGACCAAGACUUUUUUUUUUUUUUUAAAAGUCGAUGUCAAUAGUUUAAUUGAAUUGGAAAGUUGCCAUCAUCGCCCGUGGUUAACUAAUAUACCAAAAGGGCAGUUUUUAAGGGUACGCAGGAACUGCACCAAGAAAGAAGAUUAUGCUAUUAUGCAAUGACCCUUAAAGACCAAUUGGUUCAGAAGGGGAAUGCAGAAAAUGACUUGUAUGAUAAAAUAGACCAAGUUGCGGAUAUGGAUAGGUCUCUUUUGUUACAAUAUAGAAAGAAAGAAGAUAACAUACAGAAGAACGAUCAGAUUCCUCUUAUUUUUAACUUUUAGAGUAAUAUUGGUAUUGUCAAGAACAUUAUUAAUAAGAACUGGCACAUUCUGCAACAUGAGGAGGACGUUCAAUAGUACAUAGGCAGUAAACCGAAGUUUAUUUUCAGCGGAGCGAGAAACUUAAAACAAAUGCUAACCUCAAGCUUCAUCAAAACUGAGGCCCCUAAGAAUUUUUUAAGUAACUGGACACAAGAGCAGAAGGGCUUUUUUCAUUGUGGAACUUGUCAGGCCUGUUGUAACACCUUAAGAACUAAUAAGAAAGUUGAAGAUUUUCACUCCUCUGUUACCAAUAGGAAAUAUCAUAUUAAAUCUCUAAUUACGUGUCACUCCACCUAUGCUGUUUAUCUUUUGCAGUGUAGCUGUGGAUAUCAGUAUGUGGGAAAGACAUCCCGUCAGCUAAAAAUAAGAAUUAGCGAGCACCUUAGAAACAUUCGGAAGGGUUUUUUAAGUCAUAGUGUGUCAAGACAUUUUUUGCAACAUCAUAACUCAGACCCAAGGUUUCUAAGUUUCUGUGCAAUUGAGAAGGUGGUAGGAGACUGGAGAGGAGGGGCAGAAGCGGCUCUUUAAUUAGGCGGCCGCCUAAGGCCUCGCGCUAGAAGGGACCUUGCAGCCGCCUAGACCAUGUAGUUAGAGAGACACUGCAGUGCUUUCCCAAUAAAAAUUAAAUAUUAAUACUUUAAUGCUGGCCGGCGGCCGCAUCAACAUUGCCGCGGCGCUGGUGCUAUUACAAGAUGGAACCCUCUCACAUGGGUUUCAUCCGUGCAGGACUGAGUCUCCUCCCCUCCUCCUGCACACUAACCUGGUAAUCGGCCAAUCCGAGAUGCCGAUGAUGUCACGACGUAACCCCUCCCUGCAUUCCCCCGCCUGCGGUACCAAGAAGAAGAGAAGAGUAGCUGCUGCUGAAGGCAAGAGAGCAGAGGAGAAGAGAGAAAACGGAAGGAGAGCAGAGGAAAAGAGAGAAAGGUAAGGAGAGCAGAGAAAAUAAAGCAAAUGGGAAGGAGAGCAGAGAAAAUAAAGCAAAUGGGAAGGAGAGCAGAGAAAAUAAAGCAAAUGGGCAGGAGAGCAUAGAAAAUAAAGUAAAGGGGAAGGGAAGGAGAGCAGAGGAAAAUAAAGAAAAGGGGAAGGGAAGGAGAGCACAGAAAAUAAAUUAAAUGGGACGGAGAGCAGAGGAAAAGAAAGAAAAGGGAAGGAGAGCACAUGAAAAUAAAGUAAAGGGGAAGGAGAGCACAUGGAAAUAAAGUAAAGGGGAAGGAGAGCACAUGGAAAUAAAGUAAAAGGGAAGGAGAGCACAUGAAAAUAAAGUAAAGGGGAAGGAGAGCACAUGGAAAUAAAGUAAAGGGGAAGGAGAGCACAUGAAAAUAAAGUAAAGGGGAAGGAGAGCACAUGGAAAUAAAGUAAAGGGGAAGGAGAGCAGAGGAAAAGAAAGAAAAGGGAAUAGAGAGCACAGAAUAAUGGUGGUAGAUCAUGUACAAUAUUAAUAUUAAAUAUUAAUAUAAUAAUUAUAUUAUUUACUAUAAUUAUAUUAUAAUUAUUAUAUUAAUUAUAAUCAUUAAUAAUUAAUUAAUAUAUUAACAAUACUAUUAUGAUAAUAUGUAAUAUGUUAUAAUUACAGUAUAGUAUUAUUAUAGUAUUAUCAUAUUUUAAAAAAAAAAUCAAAAAAACAUUUUUUAUUAUUUUGCAUGAAGAAGCCUGUAAAAGACGAAGGCAGCUGUCUUGAGACUGUGCCGUCUCUGUCUCCUUUUCAAGCUGCUCAGGGCUGCAUGGACACUAGACACCAAAUCGUGAGGUCCCUCUCAUUUCAUCUCUCUCAGGUAAGAAACCUUUUUUUCUCACUACUUCCAAUGUAGUUUAAUGGUUGAAUCAGGAAGCCGCUGGCUGGCUCAGCCAAUCACACAACAGAAUGGGAAACAUACCAUACAUAUUUUUCUCACUCUGUUUUUGUGAAUGGGGAACUAUUUUUAGGCUGAACUCUCAGAUGAUCUUCUUAGCCUAUCAUUGGUGCCCCAAUCAGAAGGUUAAACCAAAGUAUUAAUUGGCGUUAAGAAAAAAUUAAGAAAAUCUAUAUAUAUAUUUAAUUUUUAUUUGUUUUUAGAUAACUUUUUGUUAAACUGCUUAAGUCGUGUCUCUUUUUUCAAAAAUCAUUUUUUAUUAUUUUGCAGGAAGAAGCCUGUAAAGGGCGAAGGCAGCUGUCUUGAGACUGUGGACAAGUGAGCCGUCUCUCAAUCUCCUUUUCAAGCUUCUCAGGGCUGCAUGGACACUGGACACCAAAUCGUGAGGUCCCUCUCAUUUCAUCUCUCUCUGGUAAGGAAGGUUUUGUUUUUUUAUGAAGAAAAUGAGCUGAGAUCUGUAUAGGUGCAGAUGAGAAGAUGAGUAGUUCUGUAAUAUAAAACUACUCUAAUCUCCUGAUGAGAUAUUCUAUGGCUACUAUUUUGGUGAUCAUGUAUGGAUGUAAUGGCUUUAUGUGGGUAUCCAACUCUAUAUGACUACAAUUGGUGCCUCUGUCAGAGGGUUAAACCAAAGUAUAAAAUUAUAUAGAUAGAUACACAUAGUCUAUAAACAAAUAGCACCCCAAGGACUUUGUUAUAAGGUGAAAAUAACUUGGCUUUUUAUUCAGCAAAUGCCAUAGUGAAUCAUCGUUUCAGUUCCUGACGAAAGUUCCGACAAGUAACUGAAACAUUGAUUCACUAUGGCAUUUGCUGAAUAAAAAGCUCAGUUAUUUUCACCUUACUACGAAGUCCUUGGAGUGCUAUUUGUUUAUAGACUGUUGUAAUUUUGCUGACACGCACCAGGCUAAUUUUAUUCCUAAUACUGGAGUGCAAGCAUUGGAUAUUGUGUGUGUGUGUGUAUAUAUAUAGAUAUAUAGAUAGAUAAUAGCAAAAAGUAUAGCUGCACUCACGGUUGAGAAAUAAAAUCUUCAAAGCUUUAUUUGGUCAUUUAAAAUAAGGAUCGACGUUUCAGUCCAACUUGUGGACUUUCCUCAGGAUCAAAACAUGUCUUGUCCUGAGGAAAGUCCACAAGUUGGACCGAAACGUUGAUCCUUAUUUUAAACGACCAAAUAAAGCUUUGAAGAUUUUAUUUCUCAACCGUGAGUGCAGCUAUACUUUUUGCUAUUUUCUGGAUACACUUGAGUCCAGGCUGGCACCCGGCAACUUUUUUGAAAUAUUACAGCUUGAGUGCAGGGACGUUCUCUAUAUUACAUAUAUAGAUAUAUCUUUGUUGUGUGGUUUCUAUAUUUUUAGUAUCUUGUGUUACAUUUAGUGUCCCUUGAUUCCGCUUGUCAAGCUAGGAUUUAUGCUAUUUGUUGCAUAAACCCUGGAUUGGCAAGCGGAAUCAAGCGACAAUACAAGCAUCCUUAAAUGAGGAUUAUAUCGCUCACAUGCCUACAAGUGGAGCUCUUGAUAGCUCCACCCAUUUGUAAGGGCAUUUCCUUUUUUUCUCACAUUAAAGAGAUACUACACUAUAUAUUUCUCCAUUUUUCAUCUUUUACUCUAAAUACCACCUGUGCGCUACUUCCACUUUCCCACAUAAAUAUGAUUUUAUUUAUUUCCAUAUUCACCUGUUUUUUCUUCCUUAUGCUUUUCACUCCAACUCCAGGGGACGGCACUGUUUUAACAAAUUAGUGUCUUAUCCCUAGGAAUUCUGCAAAAUUGCAUUGGGCAUGCCUGACUGGUUUACACAUGUGCAGUUGUAAGAUCUUUUCACAUGGCAACAUCCUGACCGGUGGGAGAAGAGAGGGAGUCUGAACUGUGUGAUUUAUGUAGAGCAGGCUUCUUUGUUGCAAUUCUCUUUCCUGCAGUUGCACAAUGAUGCCCUGUUUCUUUCAUUAGUGGACUAAUCUGAGAUGGGUGUGGAAAAGGGGGAGGGGCACUGAGAUGCAUUCUCCCUUUAUUUUAUUUUGUUUGCUUACUGGUUUAAUAAAUUAUCAAGCGAUGCCCCUGAUAAUGACUGAGGUAUUGUUAAUUUUUCUCUCGAUACUUACAGGGUUAUUCACACGAAUUUCAUCUAAAUUGAUAAAAGCCCUUUACUUUAACACAUGGCUCCAUCAAUUUGACCUGCAAUACAUGUUAAUUUGUUUGAUAGUGAUUAAAAAUAACAAUAAAAAAUAAAUAUAUAUAUAGUGUGUGUUAUGAAGCUUUGUAGAGAGUGGUUUUUCAAAGUUGCUUAAGUUGUAUGGUUUCAGUAUUUCGAGAUUUUGAGCAUCUUCUGUUAGGUGUAUAUUCUCAGAUUAGAAAUGAUUUGGUUUGUUAUAUAAGUGGACAGUGAGGGGUUUUACUUUACAUGAAUACAGUACUUCAAAUACAUAUUUUGUUAAAAAAGAUUUAAUAAUGACUAAGGUAUUGUUUGUUGCAGCUGAAUUGAUAGGAUCCUUAACUUUAAAGUAGGGCAAAAUCAAUUAGACAGCAAUUUGUGUUAAUUAGUUUGAUCAUGAAUAACCUGUUAGAAGUUUCUAGGACAGAGUAGUGCAAUCAUUUGUUGUCUUUUUCAUUAUUUAUAAUAUCUCAUAGAUAGUGGUGGACCUGAUACAAGGCAGGGCAUGUGAGUGGUCAGAGAGGUUAUUUGAUGUGUGAUCUGUAGCAAGCUGGUCAGGGUCUCUACCUGCUGAGCCAAAUACUUACAGAAAAACUCAGUUUCCUGGCACACUUAGUAAUCUGUUUUUUGUUUAUUUGCUUGUACCAGGGUCAGACAAUAUUCAUACCUACAGAAGUGCGGUGACUUAGCAUGGAAACAAUCUGACGGUUCUGGCCAAUUGAGAGUCCAGUAGUAGAAACAACUUCAAUCAGUCAGAACAUCUGUUCCUGCAUUGAUACUUCAACAUUGUUGAUUUAGAUGUUCUAAAAGUUAAAACAGAAAAAAUAGACUCAUAUUGUGUGUAUUACUGUACUGUGUAUAGUUAGUAAGAAAGAUUAUCAUCAUUUCUUAGUUUGUUAUCCUGUUACAACAAAUAUGCAUAAAAGUGGCAGGGAAUGUGAUAAGGGGUGAAAAUUUGAAUCUGGUAACCAGAAAAGAACAAAGAAUACUGCUUUUGAGAAAUGCAAAGAAGAACUAAGAGACUCUAUGCAAAAAUAUUUGAAGACAGGGAAGAUAACUGCAAGCGAAGAAGUACCGGAGGAUGAACCUGAGAUAGCAGAAUCAGUUUUGACUGAAAGAGAGGAAGAUUCACAGCCAAGCACUUCAAAUCAGUUUGAACAACGUAACAUUUUGUUUAGCACUGAAGAAGAAGAUACAGAAGAACCACAGGAAUUGGUCUCUUUUCAUGCAGAGUGUAGUUAUCAGCCUCUUACCUAUGAUCCUGCAGAAUGGACUUUCCCAGUGGAAGAUAAAGAUAGAGGCUAUUUUAUUCAGAAAGGACCCAUAAGAGAAGACAUUUUAACUUUCCCAUUAGACAGUACAAAACGGCCUUUUUCUACCUUUCAUUACACAAGGAUUCUAAGCAACAAGGAGACACAAGAUAGGCGUUGGUUAGUUUAUUCUAGACACAAGGACUGUGUUUUCUGUUUUGCCUGUCGUUUAUUUUCAUCAACACGGGAAGCUUUAGUGUCUGAUGGCUGCAGUGACUGGAAGAACCUGAGCAAUCGACUUCAUCUUCACGAAAACAGUUCUGACCAUUUACAGAACAUUAUUACAUGGAUGGAAGCUAGGAAGAGAUUCCGAUGUGGUAAAACUAUGGAUGCAUCAGUUCAGAAGCAAAUACUGCUGGAAAAGCAACGUUGGCGUGAAAUUCUAGAAAGACUCCUAGCCACGGUUCAGUUUUUAGCAUCUCACAACCUACCAUUUAGAGGUCACAGAGACACUUUAGAAGAAGAGAAAAGUGGUAAUUUUAUAGACCUGAUGAAGCAUUCUGCAAAGUUUGAUCCUGUUCUCUGUGAACAUUUACAGUGA